UCUCAAUGGGUUCCGUCCACGCUCUUUCACCUCGAAGUUGAUGCCACCGGCCUUGGACAGGCUCCUCGCCAGCCCCUCGGCCCUGCGACUGCUGCGAUCCAUCGUCACCGCCCCGGAGCUGCCUGUCUGCCACACGACUAUCCAAUGUUGCGCAGCUAAGAGCAUUGCUGCGAAGAGGACGUACGCGAACAACCAUGGACCCCCUACAAAGAGCAAAUGGCAGCGCUGGAACGAGAUGCAGGAGCGUCUCGUCCGUGAACGAGAGGAUCGAUUGAAGGAGCUGCUUGACGGCGAUGGCAAUGCCCCUGCAAAGGUUGCUCCUUCGAGAGCGCGACCGCCAGCAGGGUUCGACUUCCUAAAGGACAAAGAGGAAGAUUUGGCAGAGGAAGUCUAUGACGAGGAUCUGGUCGAAAUUCAGGACGAGGAUCUGGUCGAAAGUCAAGACGAGAAAUGGGCCGCUAAACUCGCCCAUCACGACCGCCUCGAUGGCCUGCGAGGCAUAUUCGCCGUCUGGCAUGCCCGACGCAGGGAAGGCUACCGCCUGCCGAUUGAGAAUAGCUCUCAUGCCCAGUUCCUAUGGGCCACUUUUGCGCGACACCCAAAGCUCGUGAACUACCUCAUCGAACACGCCGUCGAGCUGCAGCAGGAGAAGGGCGAGACCUACCCGCGCUUGUACUCUGUCAUCAUGGGCUACUGGCUCGUGCGCAAGCCUAAAGAAGCACUGGAGUACCACCACCAGAUGUUGGUGAAGCUUGGACUGAGGCGACUUCCACUGCGAGAGCUGGCGCUGUCAAUCAGGAAUUAUGGGCACACGGCACAGGAAGCCUUGCUGUACAUAUACCGCAACAGCAACGAGCGUGACCUGUACGACGAGGCUGUGCCGCGUCUCAUCGAGAGUGGGAAUAUUCUGAUGGCACGCCGUUGGCACAAUCUUUGCACCUAUCGAGAUGACCUGCCCUCCGAGUCUUUCGCCGCCCAUCCUGUCAUCCAGCUCUUCACUGCCGAGUCCUCUACGAUAUCGAAGCCGAACGUUCGCUCCACGAAAGCCCAGCGCGACAAUCCGAACCUUGACAAAAGCCUCAUGCGGAAGCUUCUUGGGCGUGACACUGCCCCUGUUCGCUUCGACGACUCCUUCACAGCCCGAAUGUUCGCCACCAGAACUGUACACAUCGAGUCUAUCAUCAAGGGGCUGACUAUGGUGGGUGUGAACGAGAUAGGCCCACAGGCAGUCUCAGCUAUGGCGUGGCGGACGCAGCCCAUCACCGAACUUCCACGUCGGUUUGAGCAGCUUCGAGAUGCGGGCAUUGCGCUCCAGGGCUCUGUCUUUUCACUUGCCCUGGAGAAAUUUGCCAUGGAGCAGAAGUGGGAUCUCGUGCGAAGCAUGCUUGAGAGCGACCAGCAUCCAGAUGUCUACGGAGAUGCACAAACGCAACGCGCAUUGUUGACCUACUACUUGAAGCAGAGGGACAUGCAGCAGGCUCAGCGUACACUCGCCGUCCUCACGCUCUUCCACAACGAUGCCAGCCGAGAGUCUUGGAACAUACUUUUGCAGCUGCGCAUCGGCGAGUCUCGACCGCAAGACGCCUUCAACACCAUGCUUGAGAUGCGCAGUCACGGUAUUACCCUUUCCAGCAAGACCAUGGUACUUGUCAGAAAUAUCUUAGCACUGCGACGGCCCGGCCACCGUCCGACGUCUCGCCGCGGUUUCGACGACCUGCGUUACGUUACGCGCUUCCACAUCACCGCCCUUGAAGCCGGCAUGACACGCGUCCCACCUGAAGCUUGGUACGAGAUCAUCCGUCGGUUCGGCAUGCUAGGGCGCUUCCGCGAGCUCAAACGCCUACUGCUCUGGCUACUGAGCUGGUAUGCACCACGCGGUAGCCCCGAGUUCCCCGAUCUCCCACGAAGUACUUACUUUGAUGAUGCUACAAACAAGUUGCGCCGCCUGUACCCUGUCAGCAGAUAUACUUCUUUACAUUACUAUAAUUUCCCCGCCGACGUGCCUCAAGAGGCAGACGAGAAUCAUCCGAUUCGUAUCCUCUUUCCGCCGUCCCUCCAGCAAGGCCUCCUCGUCUGGGGUUUCCGCGCAAGUGCACUCAACUCCGCAAUACUCGAACAGUCUCUCCUCAACUCUGUCGCGGCGAAACGGCACCAUCGACCCAAUCUCCUCCGCAACGGCAUGCUAAAACGCUUGCACUGGAACGUCGGUCUCAAGCUGCUCGUGCAGCUACGAGACCUGAAAGUGCACGUCCAUCCGCACACCGUGACGAAGACACUUCAAGCACAGAUGAUCAAUCUCUUUGGCCACGGACGCUCGCGGAUCAUGGCCAAUCGGAGGAUGGAGCAGUCUAAUACUACACCGUAUGCAGAUUACGUCAGGGAGAUCAACCGCGUGUGGGGCGAGCCGCUGCUCACAGAGCCGCAGAAGCUCGGCGCUAGUAUGCUCGACGGGCACAAGUGGCACCCCAGGCUGAGGCGCAGGGUCGACCGGAAGAAGGAAGUCAGCCUCAAACAGGCCUUGCGCGAGGAUGCAUGCAGAGAGGUUGCGAGUGAAGAUGGCCAUGCAGGUAGCACGGCACUGGACGAGUUGGCCAAGGUCAAUGAUGCGCACGCCAGAGGGAGGGAGUGAUAUGUACGAUAUGUGUUUUUAAUGAUACCCUUCGAUCCACAAA
Messenger RNA from Didymella exigua CBS 183.55, 2672 nucleotides. RefSeq lists its product as uncharacterized. The transcript has a single exon. Gene Ontology annotation, molecular function: protein binding. The record is from RefSeq and is a predicted model, not a curated record. The coding region runs from base 41 to 2629 and encodes 862 amino acids. NCBI's taxonomy places the organism in Eukaryota, Fungi, Ascomycota, Dothideomycetes, Pleosporales, Didymellaceae.